UAUCCAAAUUUGCUACUGUAUUAGUCCAAGCAUGCAAAAGUUGAAUUAGCAACCUAAAUAGGAGAAACCAAAACCAAAAUGAGGUUGAAUUGAUUUUAAGAGAGCUGUUAUUUUCCAAACUGAAAAUUACAUGUCCGCUUAAUUUUCCUCGUCAAUUAAUUGCAGUCUCUUUCUUUGCAUUGUCGACCUAUGGACCUCUCAGUGACUGCUAAUAUUGGGCCGGUCCAAACUGGUGGUGCACAAACCCUAAUAUGCGGCAAAAAUUAAAUUUUUAUAACGGGACUAACUGCCGCUCGCCGGCUUAGCUAUAUAAUAAGAGGAAUCAAAAUGACAGAAAGAACGACCGCGUGCUGCCAUAGCCGCCGCGGGAAACUGUUUGCUUUUGAAGCAUAGGGCAUUGGCUCUCUAACUUCCAUCAGUGUUUCGCUUUCUCCACUUUUCUCUCGACUCAGUGACUGGAGUUUAAGUCGAUUUAAAGAGGAGUACGUAGCAAAAUUGUUCUGAUGGCACUUCGUUUUGAGGUUCUAGGCAGGUUUAAUCGUGCUCGUGCAGCUAAAUUGACACUUCCUCACUUCGUGUGCCAGACUCCUUUGUUCAUGCCUGUGGGUACUCAAGGGACGAUUAAAGGUUUGACGACUAACCAGCUUGAGGAAAUUGGUUGUCAAAUAAUUCUUGGGAAUACAUAUCACUUGGCACUUCGUCCUACUUCUGAGCUAAUUGAUGAAUUAGGGGGUCUCCAUAAAUUUAUGAACUGGCCUAGAGCGCUGCUUACAGAUUCCGGUGGCUUCCAGAUGGUGUCAUUAUUGCAUUUAGCUGAUAUCACGGAACAAGGUGUGACCUUUCAGUCACCAGUUGAUGGAAAGCCAAUGCUUCUAACACCUGAGGAGUCAAUUCAAAUCCAAAAUAGAAUUGGUGCAGAUAUUAUUAUGGCUCUUGAUGAUGUAGUGAAAACCACCAUCACUGGUCCACGGAUUGAGGAAGCCAUGUAUCGCACUCUUCGGUGGAUAGACAGAUGUAUAGCAGCACACAAGAGACCAAAUGAGCAAAAUUUAUUUGGUAUUGUUCAAGGUGGUCUGGAUCCUGUGUUAAGGGAUAUAUGUGUUAGAGGCUUGGUGGAACGGAAUUUACCUGGCUAUGCUAUUGGUGGGCUUGCAGGCGGUGAAGAUAAAGAUUCAUUUUGGCGUGUUGUUGCUCAGUGCACAGCUGCAUUGCCUGAAGACAAACCACGAUAUGUUAUGGGCGUUGGUUAUCCCCUGGAUAUUGUUGUUUGUAGUGCCUUAGGUGCUGAUAUGUAUGACUGUGUGUAUCCUACUCGUACCGCUCGUUUUGGCACAGCUCUUGUACCUGAGGGAGUGCUGAAGCUAAAGCACAAAGCAAUGGCUGAUGAUUCCCGUCCAAUUGAUCUCACAUGUGCCUGCAUGGUCUGCAAGAAUUAUACAAGGGCCUACAUCCAUUGCCUUGUCACAAAAGAUGCCAUGGGAUCACAGCUGCUAUCAUAUCACAAUUUGCAUUACAUGAUGAAGCUUAGCAGAGAUCUACAUUCAUCAAUCGUUGAGGGAAGAUUUCCAGAAUUUGUUUGUAAUUUCCUCCAGAAAAUGUUGAUCGAACUGCACUCUGAGUUGUCAUUCUGGCAUAAUCCCUUUCCUGUCCUUUACAAGUCAAAAAUGCUAAUGGCAGUCACCAGUAGAUUUCCGAAAGGUGAUGUCCCUGAAUGGGUCUGCAAUGCCAUGGAGGUUGCAGGAAUCGAUAUCUCAUGCUGCUGCACUCUAUUCUCUCACCCAAAAGAUUAACAUAGGAAAGAGUAUAUCAGCCAAGAAGUGACAUUCCAGAAAAUUUGACUUGAGAAAUUAAUUAUGAGCAAAUUCAAUCUAUAGUUGACAACACAAGGCAGCAUAAAUUUUGCAUCUCUUAUGCUGCGCCUACAGGAAUUAUACCCCAAUAGGAGGUCUCGUCAUUUUGAGAGGAAUUCUUUUUAUUUUUUAAUUACACCUUGCAAAUUGAGGAGAAUUUUAUUUUAUUUUACCUUUUCCAAUAUGAUUUGUUAACAAAAUAAAAAAAAAAAGACCCUUUACAGUUUUUUUUUUCCCCUUUUUUUGGUCUUUGCAAUUUGUGACACAGUUGGCUGGCAUCUGUGAUGCAUACAUUAAUAAUUAUAAUUAUAAUGCAUAGACAGAACUUGAAUUGUCAUUGAGAUGCAGAAUUUGGUUAUGAUUAAUCUAGAGAUUGUAUUUGAGAUUAGUUGAUGCUAAAAGUGGAAGCUCUGCAAUGAGGAAUUCAGUGCAGGUCUCUUUGAAGUUUGAAUUGUCCAGAGAUAAAUGGCUUUUAUGUAGCCAGCCAUCUGCCUAACUUGUGGGUCUGUUGACGAUAAAAGCCAGAGUGACAGAAUGAGAAAGCUCACCAAUUAUGACAUUUUGAAAGUAUGACUUAAUGGGUAUGAAAGGUACCUUUUGUGGGCUGGACAAGAAAGUCCAAGGCACAACGUAUAUUUAAAGCAAUGUGAAUUCUGCUUUAUAUAUCAAAAGCACUUCCCUCUAAA
Messenger RNA from Jatropha curcas, 2536 nucleotides. RefSeq lists its product as uncharacterized. NCBI's taxonomy places the organism in Eukaryota, Viridiplantae, Streptophyta, Magnoliopsida, Malpighiales, Euphorbiaceae. Gene Ontology annotation, molecular function: tRNA-guanosine(34) queuine transglycosylase activity. The record is from RefSeq and is a predicted model, not a curated record. Gene Ontology annotation, cellular component: cytosol.